CCGCCGCGGAGGCUCCCCCACCGCUCCCCGGGGCAUGCCCUGGCUCAAGGGCAGGGAUAAAGCCAUGGCCAAAAUGAGUGAUAGCAACUUAGAAAAAUCAACCAUUAUUCAGAAAGCAAUAGCUUCUUGUUGUGGAGCUAUAAUUACAUCAUUAUUUGUAACUCCUCUUGAUGUUAUCAAAACUCGACUGCAAGCCCAAAGCAAUCCAUUCUCCAAAGGAAAGUGUUUUGUAUACUCCAAUGGCCUUAUGGAUCAUAUAUGUGUUUGUGAGAAUGGUGACAGCAAAGCCUGGUAUAAAAAAAGUGGGCAUUUCAAAGGGAUGUUGGAUGCAUUUGUGAAAAUUAUUCAAAUAGAGGGAAUAAAAUCACUGUGGAGUGGACUUCCCCCAACACUAAUAAUGGCACUUCCUACCACAGUAAUCUAUUUUACCUGCUAUGACCAACUGAGUGAAGCUCUGAAAUCUAGACUAGGAAAGGAUGAUGAACACAUUCCAGUUCUUGCAGGUGCCUUAAGCAGAUUUGGUUCAGUUACUGUAGUGAGCCCCCUGGAGCUGAUCAGAACUAGAAUGCAGUAUCGCAAGUUGUCCUACAAGCAACUAUACACAUGCGUUAGCAGUAAAGUGGCUACAGACGGAUGGUUUUCCCUGUGGAGGGGCUGGAGUUCUACUGUUCUGAGAGAUGUACCUUUCUCAGCAAUGUACUGGUAUAAUUAUGAACGUUUCAAGAAGAUGAUGUGCAAGGAAGUUGGUGCACAUGAACCAACAUUUUUUAUUGCUUUUACUUCAGGAGCAGCAUCUGGCUCUAUUGCAGCUGUCAUAACUCUGCCAUUUGAUGUAGUGAAAACACAUAGGCAGACUGAACUUUGGGAGAGUGAGACUUUAAAAAUUCCACAGAGGGACUGUACGUCAACCUGGGCAGUUAUGAGGAAAAUUGUCGCUAAAAAUGGGAUUACUGGAUUAUUUGCUGGUAUUAUUCCACGGCUGUUUAAAGUUGCUCCUGCUUGUGCCAUAAUGAUCAGCACAUAUGAAUACGGAAAGUCUUUCUUUUCUCAUUUAAAUGAAAAAAUGAACCAAUGCCCUUGAUUCUCCUUCUUCCCAUUGUAUGAAGUCAAAAUAUAUGGUGAAGGUUGUGCCAAAUUUGAAUCUGUCAAAGCAUUUUCUAGAAUUCCCAGUGAAUUUCUGUGAUUACAUUUGGUAACCACAUACAACUUCACAAAAACAACUGUUUCACACAGGAUAAAUUCACUUUUUUUCUUAAGACUAAGAAAAUACACAUGACCCUUAAGCUAUCAUUGAAGAUUUUGUUACUUCUCUUGUAGCUAGAGAGAAAAAAGAAAGAAAGAAAGGAGAAGGUGGGGGGGUUGGGGAAUGUGCUCUGACUGUUCUUCAGUGAUGAUUAAAAGGGGAAAAAAAUAGAGGCCGGACAGAGCAAUGAAGAAUAACCACUGUCACUGUGUUAAUUUUCAGUCUGACUAAACAUUUUUGUUGGGUAUUUAAAAUGAUGUUUAGAAAAUGUUUUGGGCUUCCAAUUGUACAAUACAAUUCUUCCUCCAUAAGGAGGUUGAUACAGAAUGAAUUCAAUAAAUGCUUAUUUAUUAUUGCUUAAUA
Aquila chrysaetos chrysaetos is the source of this 1606-nucleotide messenger RNA. RefSeq names its product solute carrier family 25 member 40 (gene SLC25A40). Lineage: Eukaryota; Metazoa; Chordata; Aves; Accipitriformes; Accipitridae. The transcript has 11 exons. The coding region runs from base 35 to 1081 and encodes 348 amino acids. The record is from RefSeq and is a predicted model, not a curated record. Gene Ontology annotation, biological process: mitochondrial transmembrane transport.